GCAAAUUCAUUCGAAUUCAUCCACAAUGACCAUACAAUAGUCAGCUAGAUCUAUAAUUUUAUAGUACAGAAGAUGAACUGGUUGCCUAGACUGACUCUACUGUCAGUGUGUGUUCUAUGUAUAGGAGCUGGUUGUGAAGCAUCCUCUCCAGCCUUUGCUGGUUAUCUUUUUAGUGCUUUCCAAAGUGCCGACAAUUUAACAAUCUCAGCAGCUGCUGUGAGCCCCUCAGGCAAUACCACCACCUACACUGAUGUCGUGUUCCCAAGUGUACAGCUACCAUCUCAGACAUGUGGGGAUCGAAAUGGGCGUUGUGAUGUCAGUGUUUUUACUAUUGAUGGAAGUACUAGAGUUGCCGUUUUAGUGGCUGUUGGAAAUGGAACUGUUGUUGCUUCAUUUGACAGACUGAACAAUGGACUGAUAUUUAUCGACCAGCAUUUUUUCUUCUUGCCUGGCAUAACUUGUUCACUUACAACGUUUGUUCAAGACGACAUAUUUUUGUAUGGUUUAUGCUAUGAAUUCACGAGCACUGAUGGUGUAGUAUUGUUGGAUGUGUAUAGGAGUGUGUUGAAUUUUGAUCAAUUGGAGCUCUCUACAUUUGAUCUCCAUGCUCCAAGAAGUACUAAUUUUUACAUUUCUCGAGGUUUUCUCUCUUCUUGUACUGGGUUCACCAAUGUUUACUGGUUUGGAAAUGCAUUUUUAUACGAUCUCAGAGUUGACAUCAGUGACUCUUCAAUCAACAGCCAAAAUAUUAGUUUGAGUGAUCCUGCCAUUGAACAAUGCUUUGAUAAUGGAACCCACCAAGUAGUGAUAUUUGAAGACAGCUCUUUAUUGGCCUACUGCAAUAAUAACAUAACUGUUGAAGUAGAUUUCUGUCAAAGAAGUGAACCUGUUGUGACAAGAACUAGAUUCUACUGUUCUGGAAGCAGGGGCACAUAUCUUGAAGUUAGUGAUAAUUUGACCGUAAAUUCAUCAGUGGAUUAUGCGAUUCCCUUCCCUUUGGAUUCAUCUGUACCGUAUGUGGGUGACUGUGUGGAAAUAAGAGGACUACUUUUCUUUGUUGGAUCGUCUACUAAUGGCUUCACUGUGCUUACCAAUGUACUGGGAAACCUUACCACUAUUCUAGCCACAGACGCUCAAGUCAAUCAUCAAGUGAUCGAUAAUCGAUUCAUACUGUACAGUAACUCCACUUCCUCCGCUCUAUUGGACCUGUCUUGUUCGGAACCGUCCGCCCCAAUUUAUGUCAGCAAUGUGUCCUUUGAGUUGUUGGCUUUUUUUCCAAAUUCUGAGUUUUCAUUCACUGAUCAACCAACUCAACCACCCACCACUGCCGCUCCCGUUCCCAGGGUAACGACUAAUGUUCCCAUGGUAACCACAGUCAAACCACCACCUACUACCAAUGAUGGAAGUACCCAAGAACCAACAGGAAUUACAAAUAGAUCUGAACCCCCUGGGACAAUGACUACCCACAAUGAUACUAUCACUUCAACGACUAGUUUGCCGCCGACUGGUAACUCCACUGGUCUCACUACUGGAGCGGUGGUUUGGAUUGCCGUUGGAAGUUUUAUUUUACUGAUGUUGUUGCUUGUAUGUGUCGGAGUUUGCUUGAGAUUGAUUGUGAAACGCACAAAAAUGCGCCGAAAAUUUUCUUAUCCAUCUAAUGUUGAAAUGUCUGUUUGUAGUAUUGACUCGCCGAUAGAAGAGUUUACCUAUGAAGAUACAUUUACACGUUCAGAAUACGGCCCCUUACAUCACGAAGAAGAGCUACUUAUCAGAGUACUACCUUCUCCACACAACCGCCAAUCUGUAAUCAUUUCAGAUCAUCAAGGAUCACUAGCACAAUCUCAACUGCCAACACUGUUAACUAACCCACCACCCUCACCUGAUAGCCCACCCCCUCCGAAUGUACCGCCACCUGUCUUUGCGUCCCGUUGUCCGCCAUAUACAAGCGUCGAUGUUUCUUCAACCUCACCUCCUGAUAGCGAUACGAUCACACAAUCAGACUCGGCAAGUCGAGAAUCUCAAGAAGAUAUGAGCUGUAGAGACACGGAAGCUGUUCAACUAACAGACAAGUUAACACCAUAUGAAGUGCCAGCAAUCCCCUCAGAGGAACCUCAGACUCACACAAAUGUCAAUCUAACAUCUACUUCAACAACAGAGCCCGCUGAACAUUUAAUGGACGCUGUUGCUGUACAAGACAGAGAAGAGAAUAAAGCUACUAUUCUGAAGUCAGACACACUGCUACCAACUAAAAACUGGAGUGAAAAAAUUCGUAAUGUUAAAAUCGAAAGAAGCGUUCAAGAAAUACGUUGUAAUGCCGAUCCUCAUCAUCAUGCUUCUCAGUCCUCACUCGCUGUUUCUGAAAAGAGUGAUGAGGCGGACAAUGGACCAGAAAUUAAUCGCUCAACUGUGACAGGCCAUGCGAACCUAAUUCUAUCCAAUAACAUUCACUCUGACGAACACGCAGCCACUUUACAAAGGAGAGACAAGAAAGUGGAUGAAUACAAAAUACCCAAAGAAAGGCCUGAACAUACCACCACUGAGGAACUUACCACUAUUGAUGAUUCUGCAGAGCCAUUUGUUUUUGCUCCAGACCCACCAAGUAGCAAACCAAACAGUGACGACGCUAUACAGCGUCUCUCUGGUGAAGUGGAGUGUCAUAGUGAUGAGAUGAAGAUUUAUACGGACUCGUAG
Molecule: messenger RNA, 2691 nt
Organism: Halichondria panicea
Lineage: Eukaryota; Metazoa; Porifera; Demospongiae; Suberitida; Halichondriidae
Exons: 3
Coding region: 73-2691 (872 amino acids)
Source: RefSeq, a predicted model, not a curated record